Jatropha curcas is the source of this 610-nucleotide messenger RNA. Its product is annotated as 2,3-bisphosphoglycerate-dependent phosphoglycerate mutase. NCBI's taxonomy places the organism in Eukaryota, Viridiplantae, Streptophyta, Magnoliopsida, Malpighiales, Euphorbiaceae. The record is from RefSeq and is a predicted model, not a curated record.
CGGGCAAAAUAAUACCUUUGAGCAAACCCUAAAACUGCAGAAACAGCGGGAGCAGAAAAACUCAUAACAAUGACGCAGAAAAGCAAUCUAUUCAAAGGACAGCAGAAGAAGAAAACAAUCCCUUCUAAUCGCCAUGGAAAAGUUCCUGUUAUGCGCAAAGGGAAGAGAUUUGUGAAGCCAUCUAAGGUGACAAAGGAGAUGGAUGCUGAUAGAGAGCUGAGCAAAUUCAUAAACCACUGCAAUGAGGUGAAAGCAGCCACCCUUGCUAACAAGGAAGGUGGUCAACUAAGUAUUGUCAAGGCACCACCCGAACCUGCUGGUGCUGCAAAGAAAUAAAUUUAGGUGAUACUGCAGAACAGAAGUUUUGAUAUAGAAAUUUACAUUAUCUUGAAACAUGUUGAGGACCUCGUCUUAUGGUGAGGUCUUGUUCUAAUUUGCGUUCACUCCUAGUCCAACCCAGUUAAUGUUUGUGUUUUAUGUUUUGAAAUUUUUGAAUGUAUAGUAGACUGAUUGCUUAAACGAGGUCUAAUUAUAUUUUUUGGUCGACUUGUAACAUUUUCUUUGGUAAACUGCUUUUGAUAUAUGACUGAAACAAGAAAUUUUGUUCUAA